CAUGAUGCAGGGGAGCUGAAGAAGCUGGUGGCGGCGAAGACGGGGCUCCACCCGGACGACCAGAAGGUGCUGUACAAAGACAAGGACCGGGACUCCAAGGCGUUCCUAGACAUGGCCAGCGUCAAGGACCAGUCCAAGCUUGUCAUCGUCGAGGACCCCGAGGCCAAGGUGCGGCGGCUCAUCGAGCGGCGCCACGUUGAGAAGGCCGCUAAGGCUGUCGCCGCGGUCACCGCCGAGGUUGACAAGCUCGCCCCCAUGGUAUGCAACUGCAAGUGCCCAUUCUGAUGGCCUCCUUUUGCUUUGUGGUGGAAGGGAUGCCAAUAGUGUGAUGGGAAGAUAUCAUUGUGUUGACGCCAGAUUUUGACACGUAUUUUGAAUUGGCGUCAGGAAAGGAAAAGGUUGGCCAAUGCGGUGGAUUGGGAGCCACAGUUGGGAAUCGGCCGAUUAGCGCUAUAGUGUUUCGGCCGAUUGGCGAACGGAGUUAAUGAAGGGCGGCCGAUUGGAAGGCUGGAGCAGCUGGGCCAAUAUGGGCUUAAGGUG
Setaria italica (foxtail millet) is the source of this 540-nucleotide messenger RNA. Its product is annotated as BAG family molecular chaperone regulator 3-like. Lineage: Eukaryota; Viridiplantae; Streptophyta; Magnoliopsida; Poales; Poaceae. Gene Ontology annotation, cellular component: cytoplasm. The transcript is spliced from 3 exons. Gene Ontology annotation, molecular function: protein-folding chaperone binding; adenyl-nucleotide exchange factor activity. The record is from RefSeq and is a predicted model, not a curated record. The annotation marks the transcript as partial. Gene Ontology annotation, biological process: protein stabilization.